Messenger RNA from Lodderomyces elongisporus, 996 nucleotides. Its product is annotated as D-arabinose 1-dehydrogenase (NAD(P)(+)). Gene Ontology annotation, cellular component: cytosol. The transcript has a single exon. Gene Ontology annotation, biological process: dehydro-D-arabinono-1,4-lactone biosynthetic process. NCBI's taxonomy places the organism in Eukaryota, Fungi, Ascomycota, Pichiomycetes, Serinales, Debaryomycetaceae. Gene Ontology annotation, molecular function: D-arabinose 1-dehydrogenase [NAD(P)+] activity. The record is from RefSeq and is a predicted model, not a curated record. Bases 1 to 996 code for a protein of 331 amino acids.
AUGACUCGAGCCGUUAGUAAACCAUAUUCAAUUGAUAACCUUCCUCCAUUAAUUGUUGGUGGCGCAGUCUUCAAUUAUCAAUACAGCUCUAACCCACAAGCACUUCCUAUUGAGUCUCUUCUCAAACGCGCUUUUGAUUGUGGGUAUAAUGCCAUUGACACGUCACCUUAUUAUGGUCCACUGGAGGAACUUCUUGGUGAGGCAUUGCUCAAGCUCGGGUAUCCUCGUGACUCUUACUACAUCUGCACCAAGGCUGGACGUGUUAAGCUUGACGAGUUUGAUUAUUCGCGUGCACUGGUUCGUCAAUCCGUUUAUCGGUCUUUAAAGCGAUUGAAUACUGAUUACCUUGACUUGGUGUACAUGCAUGACAUUGAAUUCCAAACUGCGCAAGCGGUAAUAGAUGCAUUGAGAGAAUUGCAAGAGUUGAAAAAAGAAGGCAAAGUUCGAAAUAUAGGUGUUUCUGGGUACCCUGUUUCUUUUCUUCUUGAUAUAGCAUUAAAAUGGAAGGAGGUUAACAAUGGGGAACCAUUGGAUGCCGUGUUAUCGUAUAGUAAUGGCUGUCUUCAAAAUAGGAUCUUGUUUGACUAUUAUGAACGAUUCAAAUCAGAGGCUGGAGUCAGGAAAGUACUUAAUGGUUCGAUUUUGUCCAUGUCCCUAUUGCGAUCAGCCAAGACUCAUGAUUUCCACCCGGCAUCGAGCGAGUUGAAGCAACGAGUUUACGAAAUUGCUUCGGAGUUAAAGUCGAAAGAUGAAAAAAAUGAUGGUGUCGAGUUGGCAGAAUUGGCUACAAAAUAUGCAAUUGCUGAGUGGUUGAUCAAGUAUAAAGAGAGUAUUGUUUUGGGAGUCUCAAACGUCGAGGAGCUUAAUUUAGCAAUUGAUGUUUAUGAAAAUUUACAAAAAACAGGGUUGACCUCUGAGGAUAAGAAGUUGAUUGACAAGGUGCAGCAUGAUUUGGGUAAGCACAUGAAUGAAACAUGGCCCAGUGGGUUCCAUUAA